GCACACGCUUUGCGUCAUGGCGGGCUGAGACAGAUGAUGAAUUCCGGUGUACAUGUCAGGGUUGCUGUGUCACUCGGCCCGUUCGGCGUUUCCCUUCCCCGUCGCCCUUCCGCACCGGCUCUAGGGCUCUUCCGGUCCUCAGCCGCCCCUCACCUGCAGGCCCCUCGCCCGCCGCGCUUCGGCGCACUCCUGGCCUCUUCUGCGGACUGAUCUCGCGCGGUGCCUGGGCCCCGGGUGCCGGACCGACAAGGGCCAUGGCGAGCGGUGCCGCCAGGUACCGGCUGAGUUGCUCGCUCCCAGGCCACGAGCUGGAUGUGCGGGGCCUGGUAUGCAGCCUCUAUCCGCCGGGAGCCUUUGUGUCCGUGUCCCGAGACCGCACCACCCGUCUCUGGGUCCCAGACAGUCCUAACAGGGGCUUUACAGAAAUGCACUGUAUGAGUGGCCACUCCAAUUUUGUAUCUUGUGUAUGCAUCAUACCUUCAAGUGAUAUGUACCCUCAUGGACUAAUCGCCACUGGAGGAAAUGACCACAAUAUUUGUAUUUUCUCACUGGAAAGUCCAGCACCACUUUAUAUACUAAAAGGUCACAAAAAUACUGUUUGUAGUCUUUCAUCUGGAAAAUUUGGGACAUUACUUAGUGGCUCAUGGGAUACCACUGCUAAAGUGUGGCUAAAUGACAAGUGCAUGAUGACCUUACAGGGUCAUACAGCCGCAGUAUGGGCGGUAAAGAUCUUACCUGAACAGGGCUUAAUGUUAACUGGAUCAGCAGACAAGACUAUUAAGCUGUGGAAAGCUGGAAGAUGCGAGAGGACUUUUUCAGGGCAUGAAGACUGUGUACGAGGUUUAGCAAUUUUGAGUGAAACAGAAUUUCUUUCCUGUGCAAAUGAUGCUAGUAUUAGAAGGUGGCAAAUCACUGGCGAGUGUCUUGAAGUAUAUUAUGGACAUACCAACUAUAUUUAUAGCAUAUCUGUUUUUCCAAAUUGUAAAGAUUUUGUGACAACGGCAGAAGACAGAUCUCUGAGAAUCUGGAAACGUGGGGAAUGUGCCCAGACAAUCCGACUUCCAGCUCAGUCUAUAUGGUGCUGCUGUGUUCUAGCCAAUGGUGACAUUGUGGUUGGUGCGAGUGAUGGUAUUAUUAGAGUGUUUACGGAAUCAGAGGAUCGGACAGCAAGUGCUGAGGAAAUCAAGGCUUUUGAAAAAGAACUCUCUCAGGCAACCAUUGAUUCUAAAACCGGUGAUUUAGGGGACAUUAAUGCUGAGCAGCUUCCUGGGAGGGAACAUCUGAAUGAACCUGGUGCUAGAGAAGGACAGACUCGUCUAAUCAAAGAUGGGGAGAAAGUCGAAGCCUAUCAGUGGAGUGUUAGCGAAGGGAGGUGGAUAAAAAUUGGUGAUGUUGUUGGCUCAUCUGGUGCUAAUCAGCAAACAUCUGGAAAAGUUUUAUAUGAAGGAAAAGAGUUUGAUUAUGUUUUCUCAAUUGAUGUCAAUGAAGGUGGACCAUCGUAUAAAUUGCCAUAUAACGUCAGUGAUGAUCCUUGGUUAACUGCAUACAACUUCUUACAGAAGAAUGAUUUGAAUCCCAUGUUUUUGGAUCAAGUGGCUAAAUUUAUUAUUGAUAACACGAAAGGUCAAACCUUAGGACUUGGGAACACCAGUUUUUCAGAUCCUUUUACAGGUGGUGGUCGGUAUGUUCCAGGGUCUUCAUCAGGAUCUGCUAACACGCUGCCUGCGGCAGAUCCUUUUACAGGCAGUGGUCGUUAUGUGCCAGGGUCUGCCAGUAUGGGGACUACCAUGGCUGGAGCUGAUCCAUUUACAGGCAAUAGUGCCUACCGAUCAGCUGCAUCUAAGACGGUGAAUAUUUAUUUCCCUAAAAAAGAGGCUGUCACUUUUGACCAGGCAAACCCUACACAAAUAUUAGGUAAACUGAAGGAACUUAAUGGAGCUGCCUCUGAAGAGAAGAAGUUAACGGAGGAUGACUUGAUACUUCUUGAAAAGAUACUGUCUCUAAUAUGUAAUAAUUCUUCAGAAAAACCCACAGCCCAGCAACUUCAGAUUCUGUGGAAAGCUAUUUACUGGCCUGAAGAUAUUGUCUUUCCUGCACUUGACAUUCUUCGGUUGUCAAUUAAACAUCCCAGCGUGAACGAGAACUUCUGCAACGAAAAGGAAGGGGCUCAGUUCAGCAGUCAUCUUAUCAGUCUUCUGAACCCUAAAGGAAAGCCGGCAAACCAGCUGCUUGCUCUGAGGACUUUUUGCAAUUGUUUUGUUGGCCAGGCAGGACAAAAGCUCAUGAUGUCCCAAAGGGAAUCUCUAAUGUCACAUGCAAUAGAACUGAAAUCAGGGAGCAAUAAGAACAUUCACAUUGCUCUGGCUACAUUGACCCUGAACUAUUCUGUUUGUUUUCAUAAAGACCAUAACAUUGAAGGGAAAGCUCAGUGCUUGUCAGUAAUUAGCACAGUCUUGGAAGUUGUACAAGACCUCGAAGCCACUUUUAGACUCCUUGUGGCUCUUGGGACACUUAUCAGUGACGAUUUAAAUGCUGUACAGUUAGCCAAGUCUUUAGGUGUUGAUUCUCAAAUAAAAAAGUAUGCCUCAGUAUCAGAACCAGCUAAAGUAAGUGAAUGCUGUAGACUUAUCCUAAAUUUACUGUAACAAUGGGGACGGGAACUGAGAUUUUAAAUUGAUUAGUGGUUUUUUCCCUCAUGUUUUACAUGACUGAUUACAGAUGUUAAAAAAAAAAAAAGGAUGCUGUGGAAUAAGUAAAAUUUCAGAUCUUGUAAAGUGGGGGAGGGUAAGAGGAGACAAAGAAGAAAUAAAAUUUUUGCACUGAU
Messenger RNA from Prionailurus viverrinus (fishing cat), 2824 nucleotides. RefSeq names its product phospholipase A2 activating protein (gene PLAA). Gene Ontology annotation, biological process: proteasome-mediated ubiquitin-dependent protein catabolic process; ubiquitin recycling. The transcript has 14 exons. The record is from RefSeq and is a predicted model, not a curated record. Gene Ontology annotation, molecular function: ubiquitin binding. NCBI's taxonomy places the organism in Eukaryota, Metazoa, Chordata, Mammalia, Carnivora, Felidae. Gene Ontology annotation, cellular component: nucleus; cytoplasm. Bases 255 to 2645 code for a protein of 796 amino acids.